AUGGACCCAAUAUGUCGCAAGGGUUUUCAAUACGAAAAUAACGUAUUCUACGCCCUCCCCUCCCCAAACACCCGUCAUCGCCGCGCAAGCAUCGACGAGCUCCGCACCUUUUUUAGAGCAAAAGCCUCUAUCCUCGACCAGCCGGUUAACUGGUUCAAGGCACAGCUGCUACACUAUGGACUCCCGCCCACAGAUCACAAGAGCACCGCGGCGAUGCCGUUGCUGGAUGCUUUGAAUCGGGACGAACUAGAGGUUCCGUUUCACGUGGACGUGUUGCAGUUGGAGAUGAAAAGGGAGUGGGAGAGACAGGUGAAAGAGAAGGAGAAGGCCAAGAAGAAGUCUACUGGGACUAAGGGCGUAAAGAGAAAGAUUGAUGAUGAGGGGGUGGCCGUGUCCUGCGCGGGGUUGAAUUUGAAUAUCAACCUUCGUCUUGGGCAGGGGGAUCAGAAGAAGGUGAUGGUGAAGGAGGAAGAGGUGGCACCUCAUGGUUAUUACUCAUCGUCACUGAGGCCUGGGCGACAUGGGUAUAGAAUGGAGCAGCAACAGCCACCGAGCAAUCUACCCUCCUCACGCGUCACAUUAGGCCUUCUUAAUGGUAAUUACAAGAUCGACUCCCAAGCCUUCGACACCCGCAACUCGGGUAUGAUACUCUGUCUCGACGGAUCCAGUAUCUGGGGCGAAUUCCAGCUCGGCCCAAUAGAAGGUAUCCUCUUCAUGCCCAACCGUCCUUACCAAAUCAUGUACGCUGGUGAGGGCAGCUGUUUCUUUGAAUGGCGUGCGCGGGACACAGAAAUGGACCAUGUGAGCUGCGGAUCGGGGGAGAUUCGAUUUCUAGGAAAUGGCUCUGUUGAGGGAAGUUUUUGUGGUCUUUUGCCGUUUGGAUAUGAGGAUUGUGAAUUCUGGGGGCUUCGGACUUCGGGGAAGAAUGAGACUAGGGCUGCGAGGGAUGCGUGGAGCAUGAGGGCUGAGUAUCAGGAUCUCGGUGAUGAGUUUUAA
Messenger RNA from Aspergillus wentii DTO 134E9, 996 nucleotides. RefSeq lists its product as uncharacterized. The coding region runs from base 1 to 996 and encodes 331 amino acids. The record is from RefSeq and is a predicted model, not a curated record. The transcript is spliced from 2 exons. NCBI's taxonomy places the organism in Eukaryota, Fungi, Ascomycota, Eurotiomycetes, Eurotiales, Aspergillaceae.